This is a messenger RNA of Paramecium octaurelia, 688 nucleotides long. NCBI's taxonomy places the organism in Eukaryota, Ciliophora, Oligohymenophorea, Peniculida, Parameciidae. The record is from the annotation of a GenBank genome assembly.
AUGUGGAAAAAAUCAAAGUAAGAUGUAAAUAUUAGGUAGUUCGAUCAUUAUUGCAUUUAUAUAUCUUAUAAAUUAGAUACCUUGUUUUAACUUAGUUUUAUCAAUACCAGUAAUGAUACUAUAUUUAUAAUUUAUUUGGAUCUAAAAUGAUGAGACCAUUUUCAAAAAAUGCCUCAAAACAUUGACUCUAUUUUUUGUAAUUUGGUUAGGAAUGUUGCCAGAAACUUAAAUACUACGAUAUCUUAUUGAUUUAGUCUCAGAUCUUAUUAAAAUGUUUUCAAUUAUAAAAAUUAAAACCAAGGAAGUUGUAAUUAUUGGAGGUUGUACAAUUGUGGUAUUUAUCGGAGGAGCUGCUCUUGCUUCAUAGCCAUUAGCUAUUCCUCUUAUCGCUGCAUCUUGUAACCAAGUUGCCAUUAAAUCUUGUGUAUUGAUAAUAACAGGACUAUUAAGUCGAGGAGAACCUGCUGCAAUAUCUAGUGGAGCAUUUUUGUUAGAGCUUGGAUCAAAUUCUGCUAAAGCUGUCGUAAACUGUGUGUCAGAUGCAGUAGUUACCACAUCAAUAAGUGUACAAAGAAAAGCUAUAUCUAAAAUCUGCUCUAUGAAUGUCGCUCUUGGUAUUGGAGUCUUAGUUGCGUUAGCUGCUGGUUUAGAAAUAUGUAAAUGGCUAAGACAGAAGAAAUCUGAAUGA